AUGCCUUUUGUAGCUGAACAAGGUGAACAACCGAUUCCAAACCACGAUCCAGUAUCUUCAUCUGCAUUCGGUAAUGACCAAUUGAAUGAUUUUCUUCCUCGACAAUUUGAAGGGUGCAUCGUCAUCAAAAAUAACAAUUGUGGAGUACAGACAACUCUUAGUGGAGAAAUCAGACUGGAGCCGUUCGAAAAAGCAGUCGAAAGAUUCAGAAAGCAGAUAGCUCUUGCAAAAAUCAAUCCAAUUGACAUUCCGAAGAUAAACGAAGAACUUCGAGAACGAGUAGAGAAAAUCUGGGGUCCGGAAAUCUGCAAUCGCUACUUGAAAUUAUCUGUCUUCUCGAACAUCCAAGUGAUGACAGCUCAAAAAAGAAAGAGAUGCCAGACUGAAAUCACUGGACAGGCUCCAUCGACCCCUCUCAUUGAAUUAUUGCGUGCGUGGCGUCAACAGACCACCAGAGAUCAUCAGGAAUAUUUAUGUCGCCAAGCGGAACAUUUCCGCCGUCGAGAGAUUGAGAUUGAGCGUUUUCGUCAACAGCUCCGUCAUGGACGGCCUCGUACUGUCCAAUCUGAACCUGCCCAAUUUGAACCUGUCCGAGAGAAAAUUGGAAAUGAUCUCAUUCAAGAAAUACGCCAACAAAACGCUCAGUUCCAAGUCACUGAAAUGGAUUGUUUAGGAAAUGUGAUUCUUCGGGCUCACACGCAUCUGAACAACAUCGGACGAAUUCCUUGA
Messenger RNA from Caenorhabditis remanei, 729 nucleotides. RefSeq lists its product as uncharacterized. The transcript has 8 exons. The coding region runs from base 1 to 729 and encodes 242 amino acids. Lineage: Eukaryota; Metazoa; Nematoda; Chromadorea; Rhabditida; Rhabditidae. The record is from RefSeq and is a predicted model, not a curated record.